Messenger RNA from Colletotrichum truncatum, 1725 nucleotides. The record is from RefSeq and is a predicted model, not a curated record. NCBI's taxonomy places the organism in Eukaryota, Fungi, Ascomycota, Sordariomycetes, Glomerellales, Glomerellaceae.
AUGUCGUCUACGGGAUCCACGGGCGUUGACCGCGCGCUGCCUGGCUAUGGCCACACAAAUAAUUCCCGCCACCACGAUGAGAAGGUCGUCGGCGAGCCAUACGGCGAGGCCCUGGAAAGCGGCUUCCGCACUUCUCUCGACUCAGGCGACAAGAAGGACCUUACGCAUCGCAAGCUCAAGUCGCGCCAUAUCCAGCUCAUUGGCAUCGGCGGCACUAUCGGCACCGCCCUCUACGUCCAAAUUGGACGAGGUCUUCUCAAUGGUGGCCCUGCGAGUUUGUUUCUGGCCUUUAGUAUCUGGUGCACCUUCAUUCUAGCGGUGACACUUAGCAUGGCUGAGAUGGUUACAUAUCUCCCGAUUUCCAGUCCGUUCAUCCGAUUUGCGGGCCGUUACGUCGAUGAGGCCUUUGGUUUCGCUGCCGGCUGGAACUUUUUCGUCUUCGAAGCCGCACUUGUUCCAUUCGAAGUGGUCGCAUGCAACCUCAUUAUCCACUACUGGAGCGACGUCGUGCCCGCGGGAGGUAUCAUCGCCAUCAUUCUCGUACUCUAUGGCUUGAUCAACGUCAUGGCGGUCCAAUGGUACGGCGAGACAGAAUUCUGGGCAGCUCUAGGCAAAUUCCUGCUCAUUGUUGGCCUAAUCAUCUUCACCUUCAUCGUCAUGCUCGGCGGCAACCCUCUCGGCGAUCGCUUCGGCUUCCGCUAUUGGAAUGAACCUGGGGCUUUUGCGGAGCUUUACUACUCUGGCAGUUUAGGCCGCUUCCUGGGAUUCUUGCAAUGUCUAAUCCAAGCCUCCUUCACAAUCGCUGGGCCGGACUACGUCGCCAUGGCAGCCGGCGAGGCCGAGAACCCGCGAAAAGUCAUGCCCCGUGCCUUCAACGCCGUCUUUUACCGUCUGACGGCCUUCUUCGUCCUCGGCUCCCUCUGCGUCGGUGUCCUAGUGCCCUACAACGAUGAGGAAAUGACCAGAGCUUUCAAGAACGGAGAGCCCGGCGCCGCUGCCUCGCCCUACGUUGUCGCUAUGAACCGGUUGAAGAUUGGUGUCCUCCCGCACAUCGUCAACGCCAUGGUCCUGACGGCCGCUUUCUCCGCCGGAAACUCAUACGUCUACUGCGCCUCGCGCUCGCUUUACGGCCUGGCGCUCGAGGGCAAAGCCCCCGCCAUCUUCAAGAAAUGUACCAAGAAGGGUGUCCCCGUCUACUGCGUCAUCGCAGUGCUUCUCAUCGGUCUCCUUAGCUUCCUCCAGCUCAGCAACAACACGGCUGUCGUGCUGAACUGGUUUGUCAGUCUGGUGACGGCCUCACAACUCAUCAAUUUCUCCUGCAUGUGCACGGCCUACCUGGGCUUUUACCACGCGCUCAAGGCGCAGGGAAUCAGCCGUGACUCGCUGCCGUACAAGGCAUGGUUCCAGCCGUACGCCGCCUGGUACGGUCUCAUCGGCACCUUCAUCAUGACUUUUGUUGGCGGUUACACUGUUUUCCUUCCUUUGGAUGGCAUGUGGAACAUUCCCAACUUCUUGUUCUCUUACACUAUGGUUGGGAUUUUCCCCCUUCUCUACAUCGGAUAUAAGUUCGAUCUACGAAAGUUCAAGAAGCGCACCAGGAUCUUCAAGCCCGAGGAAGUUGACUUGUACCGCAACAAGGAGGAGAUUGACGAGUACGAGCGGAAUUUCGUGCCUCAGCCAGCAAACAAUAUCUUCGAAAGAGUUCUCGACAAGCUCUUUGGCUAA